AUGGGCUGGGUAUACCAUGCCUCUCCGGAGCUACAGGCCGCGUCCGAGUACCCAAAAAUCAUUUCAGUGUCCAUUGCAUUGACCCUGCUAAUGACAUUGACCGUGUCAACUCGUAUUGCAGUCCGUUGGGCACACCAUCGGACAGGUCCUGAUGACUAUAUAAUGGCCGUGGCGAUGUUGUUCAGUAUAAUCUACAACAUCCUUUGCAUUGUUCAAACGAGGUACGGGCUUGGUCUACCUUUGGCUGUGAGGCCAAAGGCCUCUCUGAGUACAUACACCAAGGUCAAUUUUGCCGGUCGACCAUUCUACCAAUUUGGCAUCGGACUUUUCAAGCUGGCUCUAUGUGUCAGUUACCUACGGCUCUUAUCUGGCACAUCGAAACGGGUUUAUAAGAUUAUCAUCAUAACUGUUGCCACAAUUUCGACAUUGGGACACCUUGCAUGGACAUUGGUUCUUAUCCUUAAUUGCAACCCGGUCAGCAAAUCAUGGAUUCCAUCUGAAUCUGGCACCUGUCUACCAUUUGGCCCCACCAACUAUGGUAUGUCUGGGUUCUCAAUCGGCUGCGACGUCGUCACAAUCCUCUUACCCAUCCCUGUUCUACUGGAGUUGAAAGUGCGACCAGCACAGCGCGCCGGUAUUAUCGCCCUCUUCUCUCUGGGCUUUUUCACGACCUUUUGCUCCAUAAUGCGAAUGGAGCAGAUCAAGGUGAUUGCGUACGGGAACGGAAACUCAACCAUGCUGGUGCUCUGGGGUACAAUUGAGUUCAACGUUGGCAACUUUAUCACAUCGAUCCCGUACUUGGCUCCGCUCUUCAGACGCUGGGUAUCCGACUUUGGCUACCGUAUGGGCUACGGCAGCCGAUCACACACAGCGCGAACCACAGACCAAUACGCAUUGCAAAGCUAUGGAAAGAACAGCGUCAAGUCUAGAGCCACUGGCGAUCAUCUAUCGUCAGUGGUAACAAAGCGAGGCGUCGUUCGCACCCCAAGCGAGGAACUCAUCUUAGGCGUAGGCGAGCCUGGACCGAACGAAAUUAUGCGGACCACAGAAUACCGGGUCGUGGUCGACGAGGACAAAAAUAUUAGGAGUUACAACAACUAA
Messenger RNA from Talaromyces atroroseus, 1101 nucleotides. RefSeq lists its product as hypothetical. Lineage: Eukaryota; Fungi; Ascomycota; Eurotiomycetes; Eurotiales; Trichocomaceae. The record is from RefSeq and is a predicted model, not a curated record. The transcript has 6 exons. The coding region runs from base 1 to 1101 and encodes 366 amino acids.